AUGGGAGGCCGACGUGCGAGCCGCAGGGCAAGGCGACGCGCGACUGCAGGGCAGGUCGGCGCGCGGGCUGCGGGGCAGGGCGGCGCGCGAGCUGCAGGACAGUGCAGCGCGCGGGCCGCUGGGCAGGGCGACGUGCGGGCCGCAAGGCAGGGCGACGCGCGGGCUGCAGGGCAGGGCGACGCGCGGGCUGCAGGGCAGGGCAGCGCGCGGGCUGCAGGGCAGGGCGGCGCGCGGGCUGCAGGGCAGGGCGACGCGCAGGUGGCAGGGCAUGGUGACGCGCGGGCCGCAAGGCAGGGCAACGCGCGGGCUGCAAGGCAGGGCGGCACGCGGGCGGCAGGACAUGGUGACGCGCGGGCCGCAAGGCAGGGCGACGGGUGGGCUGCAGGGCAGGGCGGCGCGCGGGCUGCAGGGCAGGGCGGCGCGCGGGGUGCGGGGCAGGGCGGUGCGCUGGCUGCAGGGCAGAAAGGCGCGCGGACUGCAGGGCAGGACGGCGCGCAGGCUGCAGGGCAGGGCGGCGCGCAGGCAGAGAUCAGGGCAUGGCAGAGCGCAAGCAGGGCAGCGUCUGGGUCGCGCGCUAGGCAGCAAGUGGGCAGCGCGAUGGGCAGGGCAGAGCGCGUGGGACAGCACAGGCAGGGCAUCGUGAUGAACGCUAAAUAG
Molecule: messenger RNA, 657 nt
Organism: Closterium sp. NIES-65
Lineage: Eukaryota; Viridiplantae; Streptophyta; Zygnematophyceae; Desmidiales; Closteriaceae
Source: the annotation of a GenBank genome assembly